AUGGGCAGUCGAGAAGUACAAGAGGCUGGCUUUAAACCCGGGGACAGGGUGUUAGUGGUGUGGUCCCAGACGUCGGAGCCAGAAGCCUUACAGCAGAUGGUGACUGAGGUGCAGGCCGCAGUCGCUGCUCAGGAAAAAGUCUCUGUCGAAAAUGCACACAGACUCUUAUUAUCCUCUCACAAGGCCUCGUCCUUUGACUGGGUUCUGUCCUACACACUGUGGGAGCCAUCCUUCAGCCACAAUGCAGAGGAGCUCUCAGAGAUGGCCCGGCUGCUGAAACCUGGGGGACAGCUGCGUCUCCAGGAGCCCCUGACCAGUUCAGACAGAGUUAUUGGGCAGACGCUGGAUAAACUGAUGGCAGCGCUCAAACUGUCAGGCUUUAUUUCUGUCACAGAGGAGAGUGUGAACAAGAGAGCGUGCCUCUCCGCCGCAAAACCCAACUUUGAGGUGGGCUCAUCAAGCCAGAUCAAACUCUCCUUUGGAAAGACUAGGCCUGAUUCAAAGAGAGCAGCUCUGGAUUCCAACACUGCUAACCUGUGGACACUCUCGGCCAAAGACAUGGCCGACGAUGAUGUGGACCUCCUAGACUCUGACACUCUGCUGGAUGAAGAGGAUCUGAAGAAGCCAGAGCCAGCCUCGCUCAAAGUGUCUAGCUGUGGAGACGGUGCCAGCAAGAAGAAGAAGGCCUGCAAGAACUGCACAUGUGGACUGGCAGAGGAACUGGACCAGGAUAGCGAAGCCAAACAGAGCCAGCCCAAGUCCGCCUGUGGGAGUUGUUACCUGGGAGAUGCCUUCCGCUGUGCCAGCUGCCCAUAUUUGGGAAUGCCUGCGUUCAAGCCAGGAGAGAAGAUUGUGCUGGACAACAACACGCUCAUGGACGUGUAA
Knipowitschia caucasica is the source of this 885-nucleotide messenger RNA. The record is from the annotation of a GenBank genome assembly. Lineage: Eukaryota; Metazoa; Chordata; Actinopteri; Gobiiformes; Gobiidae.